Paramormyrops kingsleyae is the source of this 2771-nucleotide messenger RNA. It is a transcript of the gene aste1b, whose product is annotated as asteroid homolog 1b. Gene Ontology annotation, molecular function: nuclease activity. NCBI's taxonomy places the organism in Eukaryota, Metazoa, Chordata, Actinopteri, Osteoglossiformes, Mormyridae. The record is from RefSeq and is a predicted model, not a curated record.
CCGGAAAUUAAUAGGGUAACUUCUUUUUUUUAAUGAGUUUAUAUACAGUGGAAACUGUAGUCAAGGAAGCGAAAAGAAAGGGGAUUGGUACUUAGACGGGGCUGUGUACGUUGUCGGCACCAGCAUGGGCGUGCAGGGGCUCACGAGCUUUGUGGAAAGAAACGGGCACUUCCUGCGCAGGCAGAGAGUGAGGGACACCAGGCUGGUGGUGGAUGGCAACAGUUUAUACUACAGACUCUACUUCACUUCAGGCUUGGACCAGCAGCAUGGCGGAGACUACGACUCCUUUGCUAGCGUGGUGUUGCAGUUCUUCGAGGCCCUCUUCACGUGCCACAUACAGCCGUUUGUAGUCCUGGACGGUGGGAUCGACGCCAGCGACAAGAAGUUCCAAACAAUAAAAGAGCGACUCCAAAGCAAGAUCAGGGAGGCAAACAACCUCUCCCGGGAUAAGAAUGGGUCCAUCUUGCCGCUGCUCACCCGGGAUGUUUUCCUGCAGGUGCUCUUCAGCCUGCAUGUGCCCGUCGUCCAGUGCGUGUCGGAGGCGGACUGGGAGAUCGCCGCUCUGGCCAAUCAGUGGGGCUGCCCUGUGCUGUCCAGCGACAGCGAUUUCUACAUCUUCGACCUGAAGGGCGGCUACCUGCCCAUUAGCUACUUCCAGUGGAGCGAUGUAGUCAUGUGCGAGAGGACGUCCGACAGCUACAUCCCCGCCAGCCUCUUCUCUGUCAACAAGUUCUGUACCCAGUUCAACCGCAUGGACAAGAAACUGCUGCCUCUCCUUGCCGUCUUAGCCGGGAAUGACUAUGUGGGUGUGCCGUCUGUAGAGAGGCUUUUCAGUGCCUGCCAGCUCUCUCAGGGAGGGAAGACUUCCUGCCGGAUCGAGAACCUGCUCCGCUGGCUGUCUAGGUUCAAGGGGCUGGAGCAGGCCUUGGCUGAGAUCGAGGGUCAGGUGGGAGGUGUGGACAGACAGGCCGUCCGUUCACAGCUGUCCUCCAAGAUGCAGGAUUACCGCCUCUCUGAGAGUCAUGUGGCCUCAUUCUUCGCAGGCGGCUCUCCGACGUUCAUCCUCCCCUAUCCGCUCGCCUCACUUCCCCCAUGGGUCCUGCAGGCGCUGUUCGAGGCCAGGCUGAUGCCGCUGGUCAUCAACGUGCUUGUCCUGCAGAGGGCGCUGUUGAGCGUGCAGGUAGAGAACAGCCAGCUGGCCAGCAGUCAUGCUGGCUCCGUGUUGCUCCGCCAAGAGCUCUACGGCUUGCUGCUGGACUGGAAGCAAAGGAGGGGGCAGGGGGCUUGUGACUUGGGUCGAGAGUGGGCAUAUUCCACUCGUGGGCGGGGCCAGGUGCAGAGGACUUGUGACCUGGGCUGGAGGCGGGCACAUUCCACUCAUGGGCGGGGCCAGGUGCAGGGGGCUUGUGGAUUGGGCCAGGACCAGGCCACGUAUGGGCAGGGCCUGAUGUACGUUGUGGAGGAGUAUGACCGGCAAAACUUGGAUCUGAGGAGAUCAGCAGUUCCAAGCACUGUGUCCCAACUCGUCAGAGCAAACCCUUUAGAGAAAAUGAAUGAGGGGCCUUUGGAAAGGAGUCAGCAUCUCCUCCUGAACAUACUGCAGGUUCCUGUGAGUGUCGUUGAAUUUGCCCCCCCCGCCCUCGCUCUCCCUGCGUGCGUCACCGUCUAUUGGCUGAGGAGCUGCGGACCAAGGAUCACCCAGCAGCAUCUGCAGGCCCUGGUGCUGGGAAUGGUGUACGGGGAGGUCUGCAAGCUCAGGGUCAGCCAGAGAGGACCAGCGCUGUCGUGCGUGAGGCUGCAGCGCAUACGGGAGGCACGUGGCGACAGGACCAAGCUGGACCUAGACUCAGCUCACGUCUUUAGCCAGUGGCAGUCCUGCCUGUGGGUCAGCCUGCUCCUGAACCGCCUGCUUGGCAGCCCGUUGCCUGAGCCCGACUGUGCUCGGUUGUACAGCGGGACUUUGGUGCACCGUCUCGUGAGGGAGCUGAGGGGGGGCGUCCCGGCCGAGCACAUGGUGGAGGGCGCUCUUCCGAGGCAGCUCUACUGCAGCCUCUUCAGCGCCAUCCAGGGCGCCACGGGCCCGGCCUCCUCUGCUCCCGCCUCCGCUUCCUCCAAAAAGAGGAGGAGGAGGAGGAGGCGGCACGGGGGCCGGCGGCCGGACACUGGAGAUGUCGCCAACAGGUUCAGUCUGCUGCAGCUCGAUGACGACUGAGGCGCCGUUUGUUGCACUUUUCGCAGGAAAUCUGCUUUCACUCCAGCUCCCGAACGGCUUCCCCGCAUCUCACAGCUUCACAAACAUAAUCGUGAAAACACUUUUACUCCUUUUACUUACAGCCAAUGAAAGAAGGCCACACCUCAACUGUGUACCUUUAUGACUAUAUUAAUAUUGUAAAACUUUUAUUACAGGGUUAUUUUGUAAGAAAGACCAUGUCAUUGUUUCUAGAACACUAUUAAUGUAGAUUUAUGAAAUUAGUUAUGAAUGUGUGCUUUUAUGAAACAAAAAUAUUUUUCUACAGAAAGUUGGAAACUUUCCACCUUUGUGUCCUGCACAGAUUUUAAUAGCAGCAAUAUUGAUCUUCAUAUUUUUUGUAAAAUGUCCUUAACUUUAAAUGCAUGAAAUACCAGGAUUAACGAAGAAGGCUUUUUAAAAUUAAAAAUCUGUUAUUGCACUUAACCCAGUGCUAUGCAAAAAUGUAAAUGAACUCAUUAUACCAUUAAACUGUCAGAUUUCUUGGUGUUGCUAAGGUUACUGCAAAUAUGUAACCUCUUAA